UCCAAUACUUUAAGGAAAAUAUCAAAAGCAUCUCCAAAGUCUCUUGUCUAUCAUCACUAAAUGAGUGGUUCUGGGUUCGUCCAUCUCUGGUCCACCCUGUUUGACAUUUCUUCCAUAGUUUCUGUUGUCAAUCUAUCUACCUUUUGUUUUGCAGUAAUCUUUACUCCACCUAUACCUAUCAAACAUCACCUUUAAUUUCUUUUUCUUUUACUGAUGAUUCAUCCUACCACUAAUUCAGGGUAUCUGUCUUAAGUCUAAUCUAAGCAAAACAUAACACCGAUCAUGAAACUACCCCAACUUGUUGAAUCUUUUAUCCUUUUCAGUAAUACCCAUCUCAAGUUUUUAGCUUUUGGAACUUUACUACUCAUUACUGGAGCAGCCGUAACUCCAUAUUUCCAAUAUGGAUACUCCACCGGAGACACUUGGACACCAAACAGAGUAAAACCAGUGCCAUCAAAAAGCUCCGGCGACCCUCCGGUCCUGGCUUACUGGAUUUACGGAUCUAGUGGAGAUGGCGAAAGGAUUCUUCGGCUUUUGAAGGCUACUUAUCAUCCCAGAAAUCAGUACCUUUUGUUACUGGAUGCGUCUUCUUCCUCAGAUGAAAGAUCGGAUCUGGCACUUUCUAUACAAUCGGACCCAUUGUUUAGCGAAUUUGACAAUGUCAACGUUGUUGGGCGGAGCUAUGGUGUGAACCCGAUGGGUGGAUCUGGGCUCGCCGCUUUGCUCCAUGCGUCUGCAUUGCUUCUUAAAAUAAGUUCAAGUUGGGAUUGGUUCAUCACACUUGGUCCCUCCGAUUACCCAUUAAUCACGCAGGAUGAUAUCCUCCACGCUUUUACAUUCUUGCCUAGGGACCUCAACUUUGUGCAUUUCGCCAACACUAGCGUCUCUGAUGUGAAUGAACGAGUUAAGCGAGUGGUUGUGGACCCAAACGUCUAUGAGAGAAAGAACAGUCCGAUUUUCUACGCGACAGGGAGUAGAAAUGCACCAAACAUGUUCAAGAUUGUAGCAGGAUCCCCUUGGGUAAUCUUAAGCCGAUCAUUUAUAGAGUUUUGUGUAGAAGGAUGGGACAACUUUCCUAGGAAACUGUUAAUGUACAUGAGCAACGUGGAAUCUCCUCUUGAGUUGUACUUCCAAACAGUCAUCUGUAACUCACCCGGUUUUCAGAACAUGACAAUCGACAAUGAUUUGAGAUAUGUUAUGAGUAAAAAUGAGACCCUUAACAAAAUGGGGGAGAUGGCGAUUGUUGCAAGGUCUUUCAAGAAAGAAGAUGGUGAUGGGUUGAUGCAGGAGAUUGACACCAACAUAUUGAAGCGUUGUGGAAAUGGGGUUGUGCGUGGCAAAUGGUGCUUUGACCAGAAAACGAAUGUGAGUAUGACUAUAAACAAAACGGCAACGGAAGGAAGAGAGGAUUGGAGAUGGGGCGACAUAAACUCGGUUGAGGAAAGUCCUCGAGGAGUGAAGUUAGGGCAAACAUUGUCCAGACUUGCGGGUGAAGGAACAAGAAGAUUUGAUGGUUGUCGAGACAAUAUUUGAUGAAUUACUUAAUGAGGUUUUUUUUGGUUAAAAGCAAACUUGUGUUCUUAAAUUUGGAAAGAAGAGAGAAUGAAUAUAAGUAGCGUUAGCAAUAUGUAACUGGAAUUAGUAGCAAAAUAUACUGUAUAUCAUUUCAUGAAUGAAUGCUAUCUAGGUUGGUUUAUCUAA
Lactuca sativa (garden lettuce) is the source of this 1701-nucleotide messenger RNA. RefSeq names its product beta-glucuronosyltransferase GlcAT14A. Gene Ontology annotation, cellular component: membrane. Gene Ontology annotation, molecular function: glucuronosyltransferase activity. The record is from RefSeq and is a predicted model, not a curated record. NCBI's taxonomy places the organism in Eukaryota, Viridiplantae, Streptophyta, Magnoliopsida, Asterales, Asteraceae.